Molecule: messenger RNA, 828 nt
Organism: Spodoptera frugiperda (fall armyworm)
Lineage: Eukaryota; Metazoa; Arthropoda; Insecta; Lepidoptera; Noctuidae
Gene: B9d1
Product: B9 domain-containing protein 1
Exons: 3
Coding region: 93-692 (199 amino acids)
Biological process (GO): cilium assembly
Cellular component (GO): MKS complex
Source: RefSeq, a predicted model, not a curated record
CUAUAGCAACGAAUGUUUUGUUUUCAUUGUUACUGCUAUCGUAAUCUAAUAAGUUUGUCGGUGUCUCACUGAGUUUUAAAGUUAUAACUUCAAUGAAAGACAGUGAAAUCACAAAGUUUUUAGUGUCAUUUACGGGUCAGAUUGAAUAUGUGACUUUUCCUGGUGGUGUAUUUGACGACCAAUUAUAUGUACAGUAUGAAACAGUUUGGGGACCUGAUUGGGAGCCUGUUUCUGGUCUUACAUCUGGCUCCAGUCAAAUGGCACGUUGUGGGAUUGAUCCCGAACGAGUCGUAUUUAAUUUACCUUUAGAAAUGGUUUUUAAUAGCACUAAUGUGUCGGGUUGGCCACAGAUAAUUAUUACUGUGAAGGCCCAGAACACAAUCACAGGAGAUGCUUUGCGGGGCUAUUCUUUAUUUCUGUUGCCUCCUACUACUGGGCUGGGUUUGACCUCAGCCCCCCUAGUCAGACCUCUCGCAGCCACACUGCUGGGUGAAUGGGUUGCCUGGAUUACUGGCCGAUAUCCAGAACUGUCAGACCCAAGAAUGUUGGCUAGUGGCAAAGAUAAUUACUUACUAAGGACGGAGUCUUACGGUAGUGUGACAGUUUCAUUGUCUAUGGUGUCAAAGGACCUACGGAAACUGGGCUAUGACAAUCAGCCUCCUGUUUAUAAAUUGGUUGCUGAUUUUCAAUGAAUGCUUGCAAAUGCAUUUCGACAUUAAAAUAAUUUAAUAAUUUUAAGUUGAAUUUUAUCGUAACGUUAGUAAUGCCAUCUAGUGUAUAGUCAAAAGAAACAAACAUAAGGGUGUACACAAUUUAAAUAUUUUAAAA